UCAAACUUGUUUUAAUAAUUCUUGUAAAUAAAUAAAAUUAUUUCGGGCACAGCAAUGAAUAAGUAUGUCCAAAAUGUGGCUUUUUUCUAGACAACAAUUUGCAAAAACCUGUAAAGCAUAUUUUAAAAGAACAGUUAAAACAGCUGCUACAAGAGUUCGAUUUGCACCGAGUCCUACUGGUUAUUUACACUUAGGUGGUCUCAGAACAGCCCUGUACAAUCAUUUAUUUGCAAAAUCCCGCAAUGGAAUAUUUAUACUGCGUAUAGAAGAUACAGAUCAAACCAGAAAAGUUGAAGGAUCUGUAGCUGCCCUGAUAGGCGAUUUAAACUGGGCGGGCAUAGAGUGUCAUGAAGGGCCGAAUAAUGCUGGUCCCUUCGGUCCUUACGUACAAAGUGAGAGAUUACAUAUUUAUCAGGAGCACAUUCAGAAACUACUAGACAAUGGUUCAGCAUACAAGUGUUUCUGCACAGACAGACGUUUAAAUAUCUUACGCAGGGAUGCCAUCAAAAGACACCAAAUUCCAAAAUAUGAUAACAAGUGUAGGAGUCUAUCAAAUGAAGAAGUUAAAGCUAAGAUUAAGUCUGGAACACCUUACUGUGUUAGAUUCAAGCUAUUAUCUGACUGUCAGUCCUUUGAAGACAUGAUAUUUGGCGGAAUUGCAUAUGAUGUUUCUCUCAACGAAGGUGACCCGGUAUUGAUGAAGAGUGAUGGUUUCCCGACUUACCACUUUGCUAAUGUUGUCGAUGACCAUCUCAUGCAAAUAUCACAUGUGCUCCGUGGUGUCGAGUGGCAAAUAUCUACUACAAAACAUUUGUUGUUAUACAGAGCAUUUGGCUGGACUCCACCGCAGUUUGGUCACCUGCCUCUCAUAGUGAACGCGGAUGGUACGAAACUUAGCAAAAGACAGAGUGACGUAAGAGUUGAAGAUUAUAGAAAUAAAGGUGUUUACCCGCUGGCGCUUGUGAACUACAUCACGAUGGCGGGAGGCGGGUUUGACCACGUCGCCGGCGCUGGUGUCUCGCUCAAAACCAUGGAUCAACUGGCGGCUGAGUUCCAGGUAGACAAAAUAAAUUCGCAUCCGAGUCGUCUCAACCCAGACUUAUUAGAAGAAUGCAACAGGCUGGAGAUAAAGAGACAGCUACUACAAGAAGACACAUCAAAGGCACUAGUCGACCAACUACAAAAACUUAUUCAAGAGAAAUAUCCACACGAAAACCUCAACAUAUCCGAAGAUCACAUAAGAAAUGUUCUAAAUUGGGCUACAGCAAGAAUAUCGAGAAUAGAAGAACUGGUUUCAUCAAAAUUCGGCUUUCUAUGGAUAUUACCGUCGCAAAAUAAUUUAGAAAUAAACAGAAACGUUUUAGAAAAACUUGUAAAUAAUUUAGAAAACGUUGAUAAGUUCGAGCAGAACUCUCUAAAGGAGAAUUUGAAGCGAUUUUCGUGUGAGAACGAAAUGAAAUUUCCAGUUUUAAUGAAAAUGCUGAGAUGUGCUUUGAGUGGCUUGGAUGAGGGUCCAUCUGUUGCAGAAAUGAUGCAGUUGUUGGGUAAGCGUCAGUCGUUAGAUAGAAUAAAAGCUGUUAUAAAAUAGA
Molecule: messenger RNA, 1589 nt
Organism: Aricia agestis (brown argus)
Lineage: Eukaryota; Metazoa; Arthropoda; Insecta; Lepidoptera; Lycaenidae
Gene: GluRS-m
Product: probable glutamate--tRNA ligase, mitochondrial
Exons: 6
Coding region: 65-1588 (507 amino acids)
Biological process (GO): glutamyl-tRNA aminoacylation
Molecular function (GO): ATP binding; glutamate-tRNA ligase activity; tRNA binding
Source: RefSeq, a predicted model, not a curated record